AUGGUAAAAACAGGAACCAGGCAUAACAUUAGGGAUUUAAACGAAUAUGCAACGGCAAUUGAGGCCUUUCGCUCAUGUGGAGAGUCUUUGGAUUCUUUUAGAUCUCUUGGACAGCUGUAUGUGGUCAAUGCCGAGGCGCUUGCAGAUCUGCUACGAGGCGAGCCAUUUUCAAAUAUCAGCAGGGAAUCUUUGAAGGCGUAUGCGGGGAGCAGGGCCGAUUUCAAGAAAGCCGGCCUAAAGAUGCUUUUCCGCUGA
Mitosporidium daphniae is the source of this 255-nucleotide messenger RNA. RefSeq names its product subunit 5 of exocyst complex. The transcript has a single exon. Bases 1 to 255 code for a protein of 84 amino acids. Lineage: Eukaryota; Fungi; Microsporidia. The record is from RefSeq and is a predicted model, not a curated record.